UUGUCACAUCAAAACAUAUUUUUUUUGUUUAUAUCGGUAUUCAUUGUUUACUGUACGUUUAUUCAUUCGUAUAAGAUGGAUGAUGAAGAAUUUGACGAACUUACGGAUGAGCAAUUUGCUGCAUUAGAUAGUGAUAUUGCAAAAGUAUCAAAUAAUGAUAAAGAUAAAAACCAGGGAGAAAGUACGAUCAGCAGACUCGCACCAAGUCAGUCACAAACAAAUAUUUUCGCUGAAAUCACAAACACACAAUUUGCGGCCAUCGACCGUGAAGUCAGUGUAAAAACACGGAAAAGUCAGGAAAUGGAAGAUUGGCACGAUGAUGACGAUUUCGGACAAAUUACCGAUGAACAGUUUGAAGCGAUUGAUCGCUCAAUUACAUCAAAUAAUCAAGAAUCGGAGCAUGGUGAAAUAUCCGAAGUAGCACCACAAAUGGAUCUGGCUCAAUUGGAAUUGGAAACAGAAUUGGCAUUGGCGGCAUUUGAAGAUGAUGAUGGCAGCGAACCAUCUUUGGAGCAUUUGGAAUGUUUACGAUCAAAGUUUGGUCAUUCACAGUUCCGUGAUAAACAAUGGGAAAUCAUUCAUGCGAUUAUGAAUGAGAAGCGCGAUGUGUGUGCUGUGAUGUCCACUGGUUACGGCAAAUCGCUCUGUUUCCAAUUUCCAGCUGUAUACAAAAACGCAAUUGUACUUGUCAUUUCUCCAUUGAUUGCAUUGAUGGAAGCCCAGGUCAUGGCGUUGAAUGAAGCUCAAAUAAAAGCAUGCUUAGUUGGAACAGCUCAACUCGAUGCAAAUAUACUGUCACGCAUUGAAAAUGGUGAAUUCAAUAUUAUCUACAGUAGUCCGGAGUAUUUGCAAGGUCAUCAAGGAAUGCUAAUGCUAAAUGUGCUAAAGAACCGGUUGUUAUUGAUUGCGGUGGAUGAGAGCCAUUGUGUAAGUGAGUGGGGCUUGGAUUUUCGUCUUGAUUACAGAAAAUUGAACAUCAUUCGAGAAACAAUUUCUGAUACACCAAUUUUGGCAUUAACCGCGACAGCCACGGCACGCAUUCGUCAUGAUAUUCGAUCAACGCUUCGCCUUCAGAAUCCACUUGAAAUUGUGACGAGCUUUGAUCGACCGAAUUUGGAAUUUAUCGUUUAUGAAAAGUCAAGAAAUGUUUGGUCAGAUAUCGGUCCAUGGGUGAGUUUAAACAACGGCAGUAUGAUUAUAUACGUUUUAAAAAGAGACGAAACAGUAGAAAUCGCAAAAAUUCUUCGAAUGUAUGGAGUCAAUUGUCAGUCUUUCCAUGCUGGCAUGGAAAUACGUAUACGUAAAGAAUUGGUGAAACUAUUCUUGAAUGGAACUCUGCGGGUUAUAGUGGCCACAACUGCAUUUGGAAUGGGAAUUGAUCGAAAAGAUAUUCGUACAGUUAUUCAUUAUGGAGCAUCCAAGAACUUGGAGUCAUAUUAUCAAGAGGUCGGCCGGGCCGGACGCGAUGGUCUUCCCAGUAAAGUUAUUACGUAUUUCAGUAUUGAAGACUUUAAUUUACAUGAUUGGUUUUUGGAAAAGGAAAACCAAAAAAAGAAGCUUGCGAAUUUUGUGAAGAGAUUUUUGCGUGGUUUGGCAUUGCAUAUUCGAGAAUUUGUACACUCGCCGAAAUGUCGACGAAAAGUGAUUUUGGAGUACUUCGGUGAAGAUACGAGUGCAUGGACGCCUCGACCAGAUUGCUGUGACAAUUGUGCAAAAGGUGUCAGUACAUGGCAACUGAAGAACUUGUAUACGUUCUUUAAUGAAUCAAACAAAUACAAUUUCACUACUGACGCAAAGUACGUUUUUGGUGCGAUACAAGAAAUGGAAAAACAUAAGAUCAAAACGACAACAGAAAAAAUCAUACAGUUAUUGCGUGGUGUAGGCAAUGGAAAAUUACGGAAACUGCAGCCAUAUCAUGGUUGUGGAAUGCUGUCAUCGAUCAAUUUAUGUGGGCGGAUUUGAUUGAAUUUGUACCUGGUGAAAAAUACCUAACUUUAAGCCGUGAAGGACGAGCUACGCUUGCUCGCUCCACACCUUUGUAUUUGCAACCGGUUGGAGCAACAUUUCGUUUUUUUACGCCAAAACCAAAUACACCAAUUUCGAACAUACAAUGGAACCGAAGCUUCAAAGAAAAAUCUCCAUUAGGUUGGAGUGAGGAUGGUUGGAGUGACGAUGGUUGGAGUGAGGGCAGUUCAGAGUUUCUCAAUCUCUUUAUUGGCGAUUAUUAUUAUCAUCAUCAAGAGUCAGUUUUACUUGUUGAUAACGGCUUUUGAUCUCAAUUCGAGAUUUCCAAACGAAACCUUUACAACUCACUCACUAUUUUUGGAAAUGAAACAGAAAGAGAAAAGAAAAACUUCCAAAAAAUAUAAAUUAAUUGUAAAA
Molecule: messenger RNA, 2382 nt
Organism: Contarinia nasturtii (swede midge)
Lineage: Eukaryota; Metazoa; Arthropoda; Insecta; Diptera; Cecidomyiidae
Product: Werner syndrome ATP-dependent helicase-like
Exons: 5
Coding region: 76-1962 (628 amino acids)
Biological process (GO): double-strand break repair via homologous recombination
Cellular component (GO): chromosome; nucleus; cytoplasm
Molecular function (GO): four-way junction helicase activity; 3'-5' DNA helicase activity; ATP binding
Source: RefSeq, a predicted model, not a curated record